Messenger RNA from Populus nigra (black poplar), 1379 nucleotides. RefSeq lists its product as uncharacterized. The record is from RefSeq and is a predicted model, not a curated record. The transcript is spliced from 7 exons. Bases 328 to 1077 code for a protein of 249 amino acids. Lineage: Eukaryota; Viridiplantae; Streptophyta; Magnoliopsida; Malpighiales; Salicaceae.
UUGUCUAUUUCUUUUGAAAGGUAUAGAUGUUUAUUUGAUUUUGUUUUUAAAAAAGAUGAAUGAUUUGAAAUCAAGCAAUGGCUCUCGAGAAAGAACAAAUCCACCAGCCAACAUCAACCGAUCACCCAUAAAGAUCACAUGCCCAGCCACAAACAUUGCACUGUUGAAAUCCACAUGAGAGAGUGUUUUCUAUGAUUUUCAAAGGGAACUACGCUGCAUUAGCACUCUGCCCUAAACCCUAAAACUAGUAUGGUUCUAGGGUUUAGAAUUCAAUCGAUUGAAAUUGCUGAGGAAUUUUGUUAGCUUUUGAAUCUCAAUACAAUAAAAAUGGGAGGCGAGAAGAUUAAUCAGAGUAAGGAUAAUCCUUGGCCGUCGUCUACAAACAUGCCACCGCCACCGCCACCACCCUAUCAAGGAAAAUCCGAAGACAUGAAGCUUUGGGGAGUUGUCAUCUUCGGCCUGAUUGGGGCCACUGCCACCACUUACGCUGUCAGGCAGCUGCGGCGGACUGUUGAUGAGCUGUAUGCAGAGUUAACCAGGUCUCAAUCAAUGUGGAAAGGAGGAUCUGGAACUAGCAAGUCAUUCCGGACAUGUUUUCAGGAGGAAGCGUGGAAAAAUUAUAAUCGUCGAAUGCAAGAAGCAUAUGAAGAGGAAAUGGAGAGAGUGGAGCGUAUAAGGCGUAUGCAAAGCGUGUUUAACCGUGAAAGAAACAAGUUCAAAAGAGACUACGAAAGGUGGAGGGAAAAUGGUCCAGGUGCAUAUCAACAACAUUUUCAACGUGAUGAUUGGUAUUGGAAGACUGAUUCAGCUUUCAGAGACCAGAGGACUAAUUUCAGGAGAACUCCAAGAGACAGUGGAAGCUAUCCAUUAUCACAUCACUACUCGGUUUUGGGACUUGACAGGUCUAGAACAGCACCAUAUACUGAAGCUGAGAUUAAGACAGCAUUCAGAACCAAGGCAAAGGAGUUUCACCCAGAUCAGAACCAAGAUAAUAAAGAGGCUUCCGAGGCAAAGUUCAAAGAGGUGAUGAUAUCCUACGAGGCCAUUAAGCAAGAAAGAAAGAACACUAAAUAUUAAACUGCCUGACACUGGUAGGGGAACAGCGUAGACUCAAUGCAAAAUGUUCCUACAUAUGUAUACUUGGGGAAAAUGAAUCUAACAACAACUUAAUUUUUUUGUGAGAAUUUGAUAUUAUAUUGAUAGGAGGUUGUGUGGAGAGGUAAGUAAAUAGUUGUCUUUUACAGGGGCUAGAUAUUAACAAGGACAGCAAUUCAUGUGUUGUGCACAACCUUUUGUAUGUAAUUCCUGAAACUAUCUACCUUAGACCACAAAUCUAUAUAUUUAUAUUUAUUAUUAAUAAAUAUUUUUUUUAUCUUUAA